AUGGGUGGUGGAGACUUGAACAUGAAGAAGUCUUGGCACCCGCUCCUGCUUAAGAAUCAGGAGCGGGUCUGGCUCGAAGAGAAGAAGGCUCUCGAGGAAAAGAAGAAACUUGACCAGCUGCGCAAAGAGAAGGAGGAGGAAAGGCAACUGCAAGAACUUCAACGUUUACAAGAAGAGCAAACGGGAAAGAGAAAGACUGAGAAGCUAGAAUGGAUGUAUGCGACACCUGCGACCGGAAGUAAUCAGAACGCAAACGAUUUAGAGGACUAUCUUCUGGGUAAAAAGCGGGUUGACAAGAUCUUGACUGCCGAUGAGAACGCGCAGCUUGGCGCCUCUCACAAGAACUUUAUCGCCAUUCAGAAUGCUAACAAUGCUCGAGACAUUGCCGCAAAGAUUCGUGAAGACCCGUUGCUCGCUAUCAAGCAGCAAGAACAGGCUGCAUACCAGGCACUCAUGUCUAACCCCCUCCGUCUUCGUGAAAUGCAGGAACGGAAUGGUAUAAAGCCGAAGAAAGACAAGAAAGACAAGAAGCGAGAGAAGAAGGAAAAGAAAGAACGCCAUGCCAGGGAACGAUUGGACCGCUCAAGGUCAAGAAGUCCUGCAGCGGAACACAAGAGAAGCGAUCGUCGGUAUGAUGCUGACGAUGACCGCCACUAUCGGAGACGAAGCAGAAGCCGCUCUCCUGGCUACCGCAGAGGUCGUGACUCUCUUGCCGACGGCGUCCGAACUUGGCCCCGCUCGGACGAAUCAGACGACAAUGGCUAUGAGCGCCGCAGGAGCAUCGAGCGUAGUGGCAGGCGUGCGGAAGAUGAUAGGAAACGGAGACGCAGUCCUAGUCCCCCUCAUCAUAACACAUACCCGAAGCGCUCACGCUAUAGCCCUCCGAGAUUUGAUUCACGGCCCGGACCUUCCGCCAGGAAGCAGCCAUUCAAUGCUGCGGAAGACCGUGCCGCAAAACUGGCUGCCAUGCAGUCAGGGUGCCGCAAGCAUGGAGAGAAGGCUGACAUGGAAGCGGAAGAGCAGGCCCGCGCAAAGUCAAAGGGCAUGGGUAGCUUCUUGGGGCAAGAACAGAAGAAGGUAUUUGGCGGCGUGGGUGGUUUAGAAGACAGGCUUAGGCGGGGAAGAGGUGGCCUGAUUGCUGACGCGGAUUGA
This is a messenger RNA of Suillus subaureus, 1152 nucleotides long. RefSeq names its product Pre-mRNA splicing factor-domain-containing protein. Gene Ontology annotation, biological process: mRNA splicing, via spliceosome. The record is from RefSeq and is a predicted model, not a curated record. Bases 1 to 1152 code for a protein of 383 amino acids. Gene Ontology annotation, cellular component: U2-type spliceosomal complex. NCBI's taxonomy places the organism in Eukaryota, Fungi, Basidiomycota, Agaricomycetes, Boletales, Suillaceae. The transcript has 4 exons.